UUCUUUCUCCCCCACUGGUCGUACAGGACAAUGGAGCAGCAGCCGUAUGUCAAGAGCCUCGGACACUUGCAAUCCCAUCAGCAGCAGCAGCAGCAACAGCAGCAGCAACAACAACAGCAGCAGCAGCAGCAGCAACAGCAGCAACAGCAGCAGCAACAGCAGCAGCAGCAACAACAACAGCAGCAGCAGCAGCAAUCGUCGAGGUCGGCAGCUAGUCCGCUGUCGCCUCCGCGUCCUGGACCGGGCAGCGCGGCGGCCGCAGCUGCGGCGAAUAGCUACGCCAAGUUUGCGGAUGCGCCGCAACAUUUUAUACAGCCACCGGCGUACAGCAUUGGGAUUGCGCCGGUGGCCAACUAUCAUCGGGAGAGUCCAUAUAUGCGGAUACCUCAGCUGCAGGCGUCGGUGCCGGAGUUUCAGCGGGCGGCGCGUGCAGCGACGGUGGCUGCCGCCGCUGCUGCCGUUGGCGGUGGCAAAGGCGGCCCGGGCAGCAGCAGCGGCGGCAGCAUUGGCGUUGUCGCCUCAACCGCCGGCCCAGGCAGUAGCAGCGGCGGCGGCGUCCUCCAAGUGGCCGGCAGCAUGGCACCGCCAGGCGCCCAGCCCGGCGGCGUUCUCGUCAUGGAGGCCAUGUCGCAUUACCAGUCGUUGCAUUACAACAACGAAUACCUGACCAAUGCCGCAGCCUUGGCAGCGGCUGGACAGCGCCAGCAGCAGCAGCAACAGCAGCAGCAGCAGCAGCAGCAGCAACAACAGCAGCAACAUCCGUCGCUGUCUGAGCCGCCGGGCAGCGUGGGUCAGCCGUAUAAGAAGCAACGGCUGAGCGAUGCCAAUGUCAGCAACAUGAAUCACCUGCCACACCAGCAACAGCAGCAGCAGCAACAGCAACAGCAACAGCAGCAGCAGCAACGCUCCUCGCCAGCUCAGCAACACAACAGUAGGCAGAGCAAUCAUGAGACGGAGCAGUCGCGGCGCGUGUUGCACAUGUCCGCUGGCUCGGUGCUGACGCCGCUGGCCAUGCAGCAGCUCAAGGUGGAAACGCUGCCACAGCAGCAACAACAGCUGCAGCAGCAGCUGCAACAGCUGACGUCCCAGGUGCAUGCGGCACGUGGCAUGGUGCCGCCGCCCACGGUGUCAGCAUCCAAUGCGCAGCUGAUCAGCUUCUCCACCAGCAGCAGUAGCAGUAGCAUCAGCAGCAGCAGCAACAACAACAACAACAGCGGCAGCAGCAGCAAUGCCCAAGCUUCAGUAGCAGCAGCUGCAGCAGCGGCGGCAGCAGCAGCCGCAGCAAGUAGCACAGAAGCAUACCAUCCACAGGUGGAGGCCAUUUCACCAACGCUGCCCAGCGACAAUUCAGAGGAGCGCGGACGCAGCAGCGCCAAGGACGAUCUGCUCUUUCAAAUCCAGCGCGUUGACGAUGAGAUCAAGUAUGCCGAAACGGCAAUGGUGACGCUGCGCAAGAAGGAGAAGACGCUGCUGGACGAGGCGGCGGCAACGGCGGCGACGGUUAAGCAGCAGAAGGCGGCCGCCGAGCAGGCGGCAGCCGAGAGCGGCAAUGAGCGGUACAUGGAGCUGGGCUGGCGCACGCAGCUGCUGGCCCAGCGCGUGUACGAGGCGAACCGGAAGACGGCCGCCGCACAACAUUCCGCGGUGAGCGAGGCGGGCGGCGUGAAGAGCAUGACACGCCCCUGGCUGCCGCUGUACAAUCAGCCGCUGGACGUGGAGGCGCUGUCGCAGCUGAUCAAACGGCAUCAGACAUUGGUGCGGGCACCGCUGCUCGUGCACAUACGCAAGAUGAAGGCCGACCGCUGGGAGUACAACCAGGGCCUGGUGGAGAAGUAUGCCAAGGAUCAGGCCGACUGGCAGCGCCGCUGCGAACGGGCCGAGGGCAGCGCGAAGCGCAAGGCGCGCGAGGCCAAGAAUCGCGAGUUCUUCGAGAAGGUGUUCACGGAGCUGCGCAAGCAGCGCGAGGACAAGGAGCGCUUCAAUCGUGUCGGCUCGCGCGUCAAGUCAGAGGCGGACUACGAGGAGAUCAUGGACGGCCUGCAGGAGCAGGCGCUCGAGGACAAAAAGAUGCGCUCCUAUGCCGUGAUACCGCCCCUGAUGCACGAUGCCCGUCAGCGUCGCUGCGCCUACCACAACGAGAACGGGCUCAUCGAGAACAUGAUUGUCGUCCACGAGGAGCGCAAGGCACUCAAUCUGUGGACGGCCGGCGAGAAGGAGACGUUCAAGGAGAAGUAUCUACAGCAUCCGAAGAACUUUGGCAUGAUCGCCGCCAGCCUGGAUCGCAAGUCGCCGCAGGAUUGCGUACGCUAUUACUACCUCAGCAAAAAGACGGAGAACUACAAGCAGCUGCUGCGCAAAUCCCGCCAACGCACACGCAGCAGCCGGAAUCCUGCCAAGGCGCAGGCCCAGCUGCCGCAGUGCAUCAUCGAUUCGCUGACAACGGGCGUCACGACGCGCCUGCAGCGCGAGCAGCAGCAAAAGUCCGGCAAUCGCUCCAGCGCCGUGGCGGAACGCGAACGGGCCGAGCGUGCCGCCGAACGGGAACGCGUCGCCGAGAAGGCAGCCGCUGAUGCCGCCAAGGCGGCCGAGUGUGCUGCCGAGAAGGCGAGCGCCGUUAGCAAAGCUGCCGAAGCGGCGGCGGGCAGUGAAAAGGUGGCCAAAAAUGCAGCAGCAGCAGCAGCAGCCGCGGCAGCAGCAGCGACGGCAGCGUCAGCGUCGUCAGCAGCAACAACAACGGCGGACAAGGCGGAUGCGGGCAAGGCGCCAGCUGGAGCGAAUAAGAAUGCAACAGCUGCAGCAGCAGCUAAAACGGAGAUCUCAAAGGGCAGCAGCAGCGACGCCAAAGCCAAAACCGCUACAACAGCCGCAACAAAUGCGUCAGCGAAUGUUGCCGGCGAGGCAGCUGCAGCAGCUGCUGCUGGUGCGACUGUUGCUGCCGCUGCGACCGCUGCGCCCACGUCCAAGGCAUCCAAGUCCCAGCCAGGCGAUGCCAAAGCAGCCAAUGCCGCCAAGGCAGCGGAGCAGCCGGCCGAGACGGAGGAGCAGCUGGCGGGCAAGAGCAAAGCAACGGCUGCCGAUGGCUACAGUGCAACUGGUGCGACAGCAGGCAAUGCGACGGCAGCGGCAGCGACAACGCCUGCGGUUAGCGUGGCCAUCAAUGGCUUUAAGCCUGGCUAUCAGAGCGUGGUCAUGGCCAACGUGAAGGCGCCCGCGCCCUCCGCUGGCUUGGAUGAUGCUGCAACGGGCGCUGCUGCGACGGCAGCCGCUGCAACCUCGACAAAUGCAACUGGCGAUAAAAUCGUAAAGACGACGUCGACUGCAGCGACAGCAGCAGCAGCAGCAGCAGCAGCAUCGGCAGCAUCAGCAUCAGCAGCUGCUGCUGGCUUUGCUGUGCCCAAUGCGGCAGCUGGAGCCACGGAGCCGGCGAGCGGCGUGGCAACGCUUACCACGGCCACCACAGCCGGCAACUAUUUGGGUCAGAAGCUGAAGGCGGCCCAAGUGGAGGGACUUGGUGCCGGCAAUGAGCUGCAUGCGGACGUUAGCGAUGCCAAGAAGAAACGCUUUGAGCUGGCGCCUGGCGAGUCCAACGUGAACAACAAUAAUAAUAAUAACAACAACAACAACAACAGUAGCAACAACAACAACAGCAACAUCAAACUGAACGCCAGCGAUGCGUCCAAUCAAAUCUCGUCCAUUGGCAAAGGCGCCGGCUCCAGCCUGGCGCCCGCCUCCUCGUCCACAUCCUCGUCGUCGUCGUCCUCGUCGAUGAUGUUCAUUAGCGCCGCAUCGCUGAUAUCGACAGCAUCGUCGCCGUUGACGACGGCAACGGGCACCGGAACCGGAACCGGAACUGGCACCGCAACGAGGCCGACGACAACGUCUACGUCAACGCCAAUGGUCACAGAUCGAGCGGGCAAUUUGUUGAACACCUCCGAGGUUCUGGCAUUGGAUGCCAAAGAUAAACUGGCAAGCUGUUUUGUUUGCAAGACGGAGGCAUGCCUGCGCACUCGCCCAUUGAAGAAGGGGCGUGGCCAGCAAUAUGCAAUCCCAGACGAGACGAUACCAGCGGGCGCACGCGUCUGCAACAGCUGCCAAUGCAAAUCGGUGCGCAAUCGCUAUCCCAACUGUCCGCUGCCCACGUGCCCCAAUCCCAAGGAUCGGGCGCAGCGGCUGCGGAAUAUACCCACACGGCUGUUCGAGCUGGCGCCGGAGCUGCGUGAUCCGCUGAUGGCCGAGUUCCAGAUCAAAAUGCAUGCCACACGCUGCUGUUCCGCCUGCCUGAUGCGCAUACGGCGCAAACUCGAUCCGCUCCUGAAUCUCACCGAUGAGGAGCGACGUCGCGGCGGCGUUGGCAGCGGCGAUGCCAGCGCUGGCGAUGAGACCGAUGUGAGCACUUCGUCCUGUGAUGAGCGCGAGCCAGGCGGCUCGGACACCGCCUCCGUGGAGAGUCCCGAGUAUCUGCAGCGGCACAAGUCGCAGCUGAACAAGCAGCAGCAGCAGCAGCAACAGCAGCAGCAACAACAGCAACAGCAGCAGCAACAGCAGCAGCAACAACAACAACAACAGCAACAGCAACAGCAGUUGCCACCUCAACAGCAGCAGCUGCCACAGCCACCACCAGUACCACAAAAGCCGCAACAGCAACAACAACAACAGCCAGCAGGAGCUGCCAAUGUGCGCAGCGUGGCAGACGCAUCCGGCGCCGCUUUAACCAUUACGCCCACUCGCAUGUCCGCCAAGGCAGCAGCAGCUGUUGGUGGCAACGACAGCGAACGCCUGCUGCCGCCAGCAUGCCAAGCGCCGAAGAAGCAGAAGACCAGCGAGGAGUACGACUCCUCGGCGACAGAGACGGCGGACGAGGAGAACGAGAACUCGCCAGCGAAUCGACAGAGUCCCAAGGUGAUCUUCAAUGCGGUCUCGCAUGCUCAUGCCCAUCCAGCCCAUGGGCAUGGCCAUGGGCAUGGCCAUGGGCACGGCAAUAACAAUGUGGCCGGACUGCAGCCGCCGAAUGCCGCAACAGCAGCAGCCGUUGCUCUAACUGCGCAGCAACAACAGCAGCAGCAGCAGCAGCAACAACAACAGCAACAGCAGCAGCCGAAUGGACCGAUGAGCCUACGCCGCGAACCAGUCAAUGUGCAGGACUGUGUGUUCUCUGUAAUUGAGCGACAACUGAAGCAGCAGGCCAAGGGGCCGCAGCUGCCAGGCAACAAUCAGGGCAAGCAAGUCAGCCAGCAGCAGCAGCAACAGCAGCAGCAACAGCAGCAGCAACAGCAGCAGCAACAACAGCAGCAGCAGCAGCAGCAGGCGCACAACAAUUUGGAUCGCAAGGAACUGACUAUAGUGCGUGAAUAUCGACAAGAUGGCAAUACCUUGCUUAAGCAACAGCAGCAGCAGCAGCAACAAUUGCAGCAACAGCAGCAACAGCCAGCGGGCUUGCCACAUGGCACCUCUGUGCAAAAGUUGAGCGCGCGUCCUGGGCCGCCGUCGAACUCGGUUAACAGCAGUGGCAGCAGCAGCGGCAAUAGCAGCAGCAAUAACAAUGCCAGCAGCAACAGCAACAACAGCAACAGCAACAACAGCAGCGACAACUUGGCCACUCUGUCUGUGGUCAACUCGCAUCUCGCCCCGCAUCACGUGCACAUGUCACACCCACUGCUGCAGCAGCAGCAGCAGCAACAACAACAGCAGCAGCAGCAACAGCUGUCGAGCGGCGUGGACAAGGCUACGAUUACGCCGGUGUUGAAGAAGAGCGCCAUUACGCCGACGCCCCCAGACACGAUCAUCUACAAUGUGUCCGGCAGCCACUUGGCCGCCCAGCACCAGCAGCAGCCGCCGGCGCAGUCGGCACCGCCGGCCACGCAUACGGUGCACGCACCACCGGUGCAGCAGCGCUUGCCGCCGGAGCCGGAGCCGCAGACGCUGGACCUGAGCAUCAAGAAGACGCCGCGCGAGGGCCACUCGCCGCACACGCAUCCGCAUGCGCACAGCUCGGUGGCGAGCUCUGUGGAGCGGCAUCAUGGCCCGCCGCCGCCAAACAUGGGCGGUGCAAUGAAGCACAUUGUGCGCACCUCGUCCAUGUACCGGGGCGAUGCAUCGAUGCCCAGUUUGUCGGUGUCCGGUGCUCCGCCGCCUGCCUCCAGCUAUUUGACCUACCAGCAGCUGCACGGCGUCGGCGUGGGCGUGGGUGUAGGCGUGGUGAAGACAGCGCCUGGACCGGCACAGCCGGGCUCGCUGUAUGUGCAACCCGUACCUGUACCCAUUGGCCAGGGCCAGAUGACGCGCCCAACGCCGCCGCCGCCCGCGCAGCCGCAGCCACCGCCGACGCGCGUCUCCAAGCUGCCGCCCAAGCUCAGUCCGCAGCAGCAGCAGCAACACUUGCACAGCCAGAUGCCAUCGCCGCAGCAACAGCAGCAGUCGAGUGCCCAACAACAGCAGCAGCAGCAGCAGCAACAGUUGCAGCUAGUCAAAGGCGGCUCCAUAACCCACGGCACGCCCGCCAACACCUCGCAGCAGCAGCAGCAACAGCAGCAACAACAGCAGCAGCAGCAGCAGCAAAUCAUUGUCCAUGCUGCGCCCUCGUCGCUGCCCAGCCCCAAGUACGAGAGUCUGGUGCGUCAGACGCCGCCUGGCAGCUGCCCGGACACGGGCAAGCACGGCUCGAUUACGCAGGGCACGCCGCUCCAUCUGCCGCCCCAUCACAUGGACAGCAAGCGGGCGUACGACUUCUACAAGAGCUCGCAGCGCUUGAGUCCCGCCCAGGCGCCGCCGCCGCCGCAGCAGUCGUCGCCACAGGCGCCGCCGCCCCAGGGCUACGGCGUGGGCGUUACCGUCGGAUCGCCCUACUCGCGCUCGCCGUACAGCGCGGUCGAGCAGGCAUCGGCGCUCAGCUCGAGGCAGAUCGUGAUCAACGACUACCACACGUCGCAGCAGAUGCAGGGCCAGCAGCAGCGCAAUGUCUCCCGCGGCAGCAGCAGUGCCGGCGGCGGCGCCGGCUCCGGCUCCGACAAGGAGUCGCCAUCGCCACGCAACAGCAUCAGCGGCAGCUCAGCUGUCUAUCCGGGCUAUGAGAAGGAGCCGCAGCCCCGCGGACGACCCGAAUAUUCCAGUCGCGCCUCACCGGCCGAUCAUUCCAAUAGCACACCCAGUCCGCACCGCACUCCGCCGCCCCAGCGCCAGGGCGUCAUUCAGCGCCACAACACCGGCUCGAAGCCGCCUUCGCCUGCUGCGCCGCCCCCGAGUCGCAUGCACAUUGUCACGCCCUACAAUUUUCCACCAGCUGGCCACGAUGCUUUGGCCUCGUUUGUGGACGUGGCCGUACAGCAGCCGCAGCUGCCGGUGCCGUCGCAGAAGGAUGACAAAUUGGCAGUGCCGCAGCCGGCGCCACAGCCACAGCCGCCGCCGUCGACGCACGGCCAGAUAAUAACGCAUGCGCAAGUGGCUUCCGGCCAGGCGGUGCCGCCAGCGGCACACCAUGAUCUGCGCUACCGCACCGACCCACUGGCGAGCUAUCAUAUGGCUGCCGCGGUGCAGCUCCAGCAGCAGUACAGGCACCUGAACACGGCCGCCGCCUACGAGAUGCAGCGCCGCAUGGAGCAGGCGAAGCGCGACCAGCGCCAGAUCAACAUUGAGCGGGAGCGCGAGAUACAGCGGCACCGCGACCAAGAGCGACAGCGACGCGAGCAGGAGCGCCGCGAGCAGGAGCGUGCUGCCGAGGAGCGAGAGCGGGACAGCCGACGCAUGGAGCGCAUGCUGGCCGCUGCCGUUGCGCCACCGCCUGGACAUCCGCAUGGCCACGCCCACAGCAGCCACAGCCACUACAUUCGUGGCCCGGUGCCCGAGACCGGGCCACCGCGCACCAUACCUGAUCGAGAGCGAGAUGCCUACUACCGACAGGCACACGGCAGUAAGCCGCCGGAGGAUGCCGGGCAGUUCAGCGCCCAGGCUCUGAUUGACGCCAUCAUCAAGCACGAGAUCAAUCGCACUGGCGAGCUCAGCAGCCUGCCCCGCGACAUACCGCGUCCCACCUACUAUCAGCGCGACUUGCGGCCGUCACACGAGGGCGCCGCCGUCUCGCUCAUGGCCGCCGAGAACAAUGGCAAGGCGAACUCCAGUUCGCCCAAUGUCAACAGCAUCGAUCUGGAGCAGGAGCAACGUCCGUCACAACAGCAGCAGCAGCAGCAGCAGCAACAACAGCAGCAGCAGCAGCAGCAACAGCAACAACAGCAACAACAGCAGCAACAGCAGCAGCAUCAGCAGCAGCAGCAGCAACAGCAAUCGCAGUCCAGCUCGGAGCGCUCUGUGCACGGCUCGCUGCGUGGCCAGGGUGCGCCGCCCUCGCAUCAUGGCACGCCCAUUUCGCAGGCGGGCAGCGGUCCGACGGCACAGCAGCAGAUCUACACGAAGAAAAUCACGUUCGGCGAGCUGACUGACUCGAUAAUUACGAACGAUUACGGGCCGACUCCGCACAUGCGCACCUUCCUGCCCUAUCUGCCGGAGACGCAGGCCAUCGUGACGCCCGACCGCUGGAAGCAGAAUCGCCGGCAGCAGCAGAAGGCCGAGGAGGCAGCCGCCGCGGCGCAGCGUACGCAGCGGUGGCAGCAGCGGCAGCGACGGCGGCAGUAGCAGCAGCAGCAGCGGCAUCGGCAGCAGCAACAGCGCCAGCAGCGGCCCACGCCAAGCAGCGGCGGUCGCGCCAACACGCCCGGCGAGGAUGCGCGCAACAUCAUUCGCAUGCCCCAAGCGGUCAGUCCGCGCAAGUACGCCCACGAUCUGAUCAUGCAGCAGGCCGCCGUUGCUGUGGGCGCCGAUCCGGCGCACUACUUCCUCUCUGCACCGCCCGGCGCUGUGGUCGGACGCAGCAGUGGAGGCGGUGGUGUUGUUGUCCCGCCGCCUCCAACGAGUGGCGGUGGUGGCGGCGGCGGCGAACCGCGCGGCAUUAGCGAACCGCGCGGCGGCAGCGAGCAGCGCAGCAGCAGCGGCGGCGGAGGCAGCGGCUCGGGCGCCAACUUCGACAACUAUGUGAAGAAUCGCAUUGUGGAGGCAAUGCGUGAUGAUUCCGCCUACGUCCAGGUGGCGCACAUGGCACACGCCCAUGCCGUCGCAGUGGCGGCCCACAAUGAACAGCAGCAGCAGCAGCAGCAACAGCAACAGCAGCAGCAGCAACAGCAUAGAAGCAAGGAGCCAGAGAUCAGCGUCUCAAGGAAGACACCCAACCAGUACGAGGUGGUGGACAGUGGCAGGCGCUCGGCGAGCAGCUCGAGCGGCGGUUCGAACAGCCAUCAUGCGUCCGCCUAUCAUACGGCACCGCCUCCGCCGCCGUCGGCGGUGAAUGCGUUUGCGGCAAGCACCUAUGCGUAUCCCUUCAGUGCGCUGACUGUGCCGAGCGCUGCUGGGGCUCUGCCGCCGCCGACGGUGCUGCCGCUGGCCCAUCAGUCAGCACCGCCGAGCCAUUUGAGCGCCAAGACAGCGGCGCAUGCGCUGAGUGAAGCGAGCGCCGCAGCAGCAGCGGGCGUCAGCUUGGUCGUUGGCGGUGGCGGCAGCGCCAGCAGCGGCUCAUCAAAUGCCGGCGUCAACCCCGCCUCUAGCGUCGGCGGCGGCGGUGGCAGCGGUGGUCCGCUGAAUGCCAACGUGUUGGCCGUCGCUGCGGCUGCCGCAGCAGCAGCAGCUGCCAGCGAGCCAAAGCCUCUGCUGUCAUCGAAGUACGAGGCGCUCAGCGACGAAGAUUAGUUGUGACUGCAGGCGUCGUCGUCCGGCAUGCGCAGUCUGACG
Molecule: messenger RNA, 9768 nt
Organism: Drosophila navojoa
Lineage: Eukaryota; Metazoa; Arthropoda; Insecta; Diptera; Drosophilidae
Gene: Smr
Product: nuclear receptor corepressor smrter
Biological process (GO): regulation of transcription by RNA polymerase II
Cellular component (GO): chromatin
Source: RefSeq, a predicted model, not a curated record